This is a messenger RNA of Capronia coronata CBS 617.96, 1755 nucleotides long. RefSeq lists its product as uncharacterized. Bases 1 to 1755 code for a protein of 584 amino acids. Gene Ontology annotation, molecular function: 3',5'-cyclic-GMP phosphodiesterase activity; 3',5'-cyclic-AMP phosphodiesterase activity. The record is from RefSeq and is a predicted model, not a curated record. Lineage: Eukaryota; Fungi; Ascomycota; Eurotiomycetes; Chaetothyriales; Herpotrichiellaceae. The transcript has a single exon. Gene Ontology annotation, biological process: cAMP catabolic process; cGMP catabolic process; negative regulation of glucose mediated signaling pathway.
AUGCUCGUGCGAAAUGCUCGUGCAGGAUGGCGCAAGAGUUCCAUGAUAGCAGUCGAUGCGGGAGCACAUCUGGCCAGCAUCAUCCGGAUCCUGCAACGAGAAAUGCCCAGCAAGUCAGAGACCAUCCCGCCCAAAGACUACUCCAAGACAUUGGAGUCGGGUCCGUUUGCGGGCAUCAAGUUCCCCGGUAUCUCUGCCAAAGCAAACGCCCUGUACAUUUUCCGGGAGAUCCUACAUGCUUUUCUGAUCACUCAUCCGCACCUUGAUCAUCUGUCGUCCCUCGCAAUAAACACGCCGGCGCUGGAGUUUGGGCGGGAAGCCAAAGCAAUUGUGGCUCUACCAUCUACCAUCGAAGCCAUCAAAAAUCACAUCUUCAACGAUUGGCUAUGGCCCAAUCUGUCGGACGAAGCCAACGGAGUGGGCUUUGUUACCUAUCGACGGCUGAUUGAGGGAGGCAAUCCACGGUUGGGACUGGGAGAGUCGCGAGGCUACGUCAAUGUUUGCGAUGGGUUGGCCACAAAAUGCUGGAGCUUGAGUCAUGGCAAAUGCCAACGGAGGAGCCACAGCAUAUCCCACCAACACAGUGACUCCUUUCCAUGGGCGCAGUCAGACUAUAACUUCCCGUCUAGGAGACUGUCCCGUCUAUCUGACGACCAUGGCUACUUCGCGGCCUUCGCUCAACAACAAUCGCAAGGAGGAGGGCAAAUGACAAUGGCGGCGGGCUCUAUGACCCCAAGCCUGCCAGGCGGACCAGCAGGCUCAACCUACAUGGAGGGAAACUACAUGUUGGAGCCGGUUUCAAGCUCCGCCUUUUUCAUCCGGAAUGAUGAUACCGGCCAUGAGCUUCUUAUUUUUGGAGACGUUGAGCCUGAUACGGUCAGCAUGUCGCCCCGAAAUCACAUCAUCUGGGAAGAUGCGGCGGUCAAGAUCGCCAACGGGACCCUCCGAGCCAUCUUUAUCGAGUGCUCGUACGACGACAGUGUCCGUAAUGAAGACCUCUACGGUCACUUGUGCCCCAGGCAUUUGAUCGCCGAGCUCAGAUUUCUCGCCCAUUGCGUCAUCAACAAGCGCAAGCAGUCGGCCUCUGAGUCGAGUCAAGCAACAGCCGAGCAAGCCGCCGACGGCAAAGCUGCUGAGGGACCAUUCGAAUUCCCGCCCACGCCGGUUGUGAAUACUAUGAGUAUGAAACAGCCACCGACUCCUUCCGAGCUGAAACGGAAACGCAAGAGAGGACUGAAUGGCGAGCUGGCUACGACACCAGAAAUGACGCCCACCAAUUUCGACAGCAUGCCAUCCCCACAACUCCUCCCCGUUGGCUACGUGGGCAGCGGUAACAGGACGCCCUCCUCGUCGCGUCGCAAGCGGUCUCACGAGCCUCGCGACUCCAACCAGAGUUCUUCCAUGGCCCACCCAUCAACGCCUGUUCGCGCUCGGUCCGUACAAUUCCAAGCUGAUGCUGCUUCUAGUCCUGCACUUGGAGGAGCAGCGACGGCGAUGGGAGCGGGGUUGGUUCCUUCAGGAGCAGUGUCAGCGGGACACCCUUAUCCGGCCUCAAAUCCGCAGGCCCAAACGGCCCAGAAGCUCGCCAGCCCGCUCAAGGGCGUUACUGUUCACAUCAUUCACGUGAAAGACACGCUGAUGGACGGGCCUGAUCCGGGCGACGUGAUAGUCGGCCAGCUGCGUGCUUUGGCCGAAGAGGCUGGCUUGGGCGCCGAAUUCAACGUCACUAGCUGUGGGGAAAGUAUUUGGGUUUGA